GGCAGCAGGAGGUGCGAGAAGAGCCUCCCCAAGCCCUGCCCAGAUUAAGGAGCUCUGGGGCUCCGGACACUGCAGACAGACCCUCCGACAACCAGCAGCGGCUUGGCCUGGCCAUGGGGCUUGGUAGGGGACAGCCGGGGCUGCUGAUGCCACCGGUGCUGCUGCUGAUCUGCCUGCGGUUGGGAGCCGGCCUAGAGCACAUCGACUAUGUGCCCCAGCUCUCGAGUGCCACUCUGGCGGGGGCCCUCACCCAGUCCACCUUCACGCUGGAGCAGCCUCGGGGCCAGUUCAGCCACCUCAGCAUCUCCGACUUGGACCCCAUCUGGCUGGUGGUGGCCCAUAGCAAUGCCUUCCGGAACUUCACUGCCCCACAGAGGGUGGAGGACACCCCAGUCCCUGCCGACUUCCCCCAGAGGGGCUACUACCUCACACUGAUGGCCAACCGGGCUCUCUAUCCGCGUAGUCAGCCUGUCAGCCAGCUCCGGGUCCUCCGUGUCGGCAAUGACACCGGCUGUUCACCAACCAGAAGGGGCUGCAAUGCCCCCCUGCCCGGCCCAGGCCCCUACCGAGUAAAGUUCCUGGUGAUGAGUGACAAAGGACCCGUGGCUGAGACAGAGUGGUCCAAUGACACCCAUCUGCUGCAAGCUGAGGCGCUCCAGGCCACCUCAGGGCCCCAGAGCGCAGGUGCGGUGGUCAUCAUUGCCAUCCUGUCCGUCCUGCUGACUGUGCUCCUCGCCGCCCUCCUUGCCCUGCUCAUCUACACCUGCUAUGACACUUGUGGAAGCACCUCCAUUUCGGAACGAGGGGAGUCGGUGUGCAUGAGAAGAUACAAACCCCACCACCUGUUCAGCCCUCCUCCAGCUGUGCGGGGCUCCUGAGUGGCUGCGGGGCUCCCAUCUGCUCCUCAACCCCCUCCCUGGAGCUUGGGCUGGGAGCACGUCCUACAGCUUCUGGAGCUCAGGAAUGAAUAUCAGAAAUAAACGUGCCAACACCCCCCUGUA
Molecule: messenger RNA, 1001 nt
Organism: Phyllostomus hastatus (greater spear-nosed bat)
Lineage: Eukaryota; Metazoa; Chordata; Mammalia; Chiroptera; Phyllostomidae
Gene: UPK3BL2
Product: uroplakin 3B like 2
Exons: 6
Coding region: 114-878 (254 amino acids)
Source: RefSeq, a predicted model, not a curated record